Molecule: messenger RNA, 1329 nt
Organism: Knipowitschia caucasica
Lineage: Eukaryota; Metazoa; Chordata; Actinopteri; Gobiiformes; Gobiidae
Source: the annotation of a GenBank genome assembly
AUGGAAGAGGCCAGGCUCAGAGAUCCCGAGUACCGCGCCUGUAACCUGGAGUCCUGUCCGGAGGUGCGCAGGAACACGCCAUGGACGCCCUGGAUCCCGGUGAACGUGUCCCAGGACGGAGCACGGCUGGAGCAGAGGAGCCGCUACACCUGCCGCGCCCUGCUCCCCCAGCCACAGCUGCUGCAGGCGGGAAAGAGGAAGACCGAGACACGCUACUGUCCCAACGAUGGAUCUGGGGCCUGUCAGACCGACGCUCUGGUGGAGGACCUGGUGAAGUCCAGUGGCCGGUCCCCUCUGGUGCCUCAGGGAGCUCGCUGGGGAUUGUGGGAAACGUGGUCAUCGUGCUCUCGCUCCUGCUCCAGAGGCUUCAGGACUCGCAAGCGCCUCUGCUCCACCCCCCAGGGCCGAACCACCCCCUCAGCCUGUGUGGGGUCCCCUGUGGAGUACCAGGACUGUGGACUGCAGCCCUGUCCAGUGAACGGUGGGUGGUCUUGCUGGUCGGCCUGGUCCCCCUGCUCCUCGUCCUGUGGAGGAGGACACUUCCAGAGAACCAGGGCCUGUUCAGACCCGGCUCCUGCCCAGGGUGGAGACAUCUGCAUUGGCCUUCACACCGAGGAGGCCCUCUGCAACACUCACGGCUGCGAAGGCUGGCACGAGUGGACCGACUGGGGAGACUGCGACGAAAACGGUCUCCAGUUCAGGACCAGGAGCUGCGGAGACUCUGGACUGUGUUUGAACAAUGUGUCUGAGUCCAGGACCUGCAAACCUCACGAAGUCCCAGACUGGAUCAAGUACGAUCUCGGCUCAACGCACAUCUCUUUGACUAUUCCGGUCGAUCUCGAACCAGCCCGAGAAGGAAUCCACAAGCACCAGAUUCUGCUGGCCGUGCCAUUCAAAGAUGUCAGCAGCUACAGUCGACCAAGGGAGCUCAGGAAUGACCUGAGGCGGCUCUGGAGGCAUGCCAGCACCCGCCCCGUGCGCAUCUCUCCCCGUGCCCCUCCCCCUCCUCCCCUCCUCCCCCUGCCUCCUCCUGCGUCUGAGAGAGAGCCAGCGUUCCGGGCUGCGCCUCUGGCACUUUCUUUUUUUAAAGACAAGCUCAAAGCCACUGCGUUCACUCCACACUCCACGCUCACACGAACACAGCCACGCUGCGAGCACGUCCCUCACGGAGCACUGAGCAAAGACCCGAGCCUCAACAGGAGCUGGAGGAUCUGUGUGACACCUGUGGAUGCUGCUGAACCUGCGGCUGAUGUGCAGAGGACUCCAGAGGGACUGACCAGAGCUUUACGCAUCCCACAGGAUUGUCCCUACAGAGCUACAGAGAUAUAG